Messenger RNA from Hemicordylus capensis (graceful crag lizard), 6247 nucleotides. RefSeq names its product diacylglycerol kinase beta (gene DGKB). Gene Ontology annotation, cellular component: plasma membrane. NCBI's taxonomy places the organism in Eukaryota, Metazoa, Chordata, Lepidosauria, Squamata, Cordylidae. The coding region runs from base 634 to 3036 and encodes 800 amino acids. The transcript has 26 exons. The record is from RefSeq and is a predicted model, not a curated record. Gene Ontology annotation, molecular function: calcium ion binding; ATP-dependent diacylglycerol kinase activity. Gene Ontology annotation, biological process: lipid phosphorylation; intracellular signal transduction; diacylglycerol metabolic process.
GAGCGCUCCAAAAAAGCUUCCUUUUGCACGAAUGUACAUCACCAGCAGCAGCAGCAGCAGCGGGAAACGGGCAGGACAAGACUAGAGCCAACCCACACAGCCCACUUCAAAGGCAAGAAUACAUAAACUUCAGGUGGUGCAGCCUUUCCUCCGGACACCGAGGAGCGGGCUGUCUCCCUGAGCGCCCUCCCCAGUCACCGAGGCGCAGUGGCAGCCGCCUCUGCCGCGGAAUAGCUGUGCUGAGUCCUUUCCGCAUCGCCUUGGGAGACUCCGGGGCCGUUGUUUGCUGACGGCACAGCUUCUCCCACCCGCCUCUACCUUACCUCACGCGCACAAAAGAGGGGAGGUGAGAGCGCGCGUGCGCGCACCAAAGCAAAGCGCCUCAUAAACUCGCCGAGGCAGCGCGCCGCAAGCCGGGUGGUUGAUGGCAUCACGGGCGGACGACAACAGUGUCAGAGGCUUUAGAAAGCACCAUCUAAAUUAGUGCAGACUGAUAUAAUUCUUCUGGAAUAUCUGAUUUGAAUAUCUGACUGAGAACCUAAACUGCAAAAAUUGCUUGGUGUGUUUUGAUGAGAAGCACUUGAAGCAAAUACCACAACCUUCUGGUGUAUAAAACUACCCUUCUGCAUCAAGAUGAAUCAGGAUAAGUGGGCUAACCUCAGUCCAUCAGAGUUCUCUCAGCUUCAGAAGUAUGCAGAAUAUUCCACAAAGAAAAUAAGAGAUGUUCUGGAAGAAUUUCAUGGUAAUGGUGUGCUAGCAAAAUACAAUCCCGAAGGGAAGCAGGAUAUUCUUAAACAAACCAUUGAUUUAGAAGGUUUCAAGUUAUUUAUGAAAACCUUUCUUGAGGCUGACGUGCCAGAUGAAUUUUGUGAACAUCUCUUUACAUCAUUUGGCACAAAGGUCCUGCAUAGUAGCCCUAUGGUAAAGAAUAAGCCCCCUCUUCUCCCAGGAGGUUUGCGAAUUACUAAAAGUCUGAGUACAUCACGGACUCCAACUCCUACUUUGCACAUACCCGAAGUAAUCCAGUUGAAAGACAUUGUUUGCUAUCUUUCCCUUCUUGAAAGAGGACGACCGGAAGACAAACUAGAAUUUAUGUUUCGCUUGUAUGACACAGAUGGAAAUGGAUUCCUGGACAGUUCGGAGCUGGAAAACAUCAUUACUCAAAUGAUGCAUGUUGCAGAAUAUCUGGAAUGGGAUGUCACUGAACUCAGUCCAAUUCUUCAUGAAAUGAUGGAAGAAAUUGAUUAUGACCAUGAUGGUACAGUUUCUUUGGAAGAGUGGAUCCAGGGUGGAAUGACUACAAUCCCACUUCUAGUAUUGCUUGGACUGGAGACUAAUGUGAAGGAUGAUGGGCAGCAUGUAUGGAGACUGAAACACUUCAACAAGCCUGCCUACUGUAAUCUUUGCUUGAACAUGCUAAUAGGAGUAGGCAAGCAAGGUCUUUCUUGUUCUUUUUGCAAGUACACAGUCCAUGAGCGUUGUGUUUCUAGAGCACCAGCUUCUUGUAUCAAAACGUAUGUGAAAUCCAAAAAGAACACUGAGGUGAUGCAUCACUUCUGGGUAGAAGGAAAUUGUCCCACAAAAUGUGAUAAGUGUCACAAAACUAUAAAAUGUUAUCAAGGAUUGACUGGGCUCCAUUGUGUCUGGUGUCAGAUCACAAUGCAUAACAAAUGUGCUUCACACCUAAAACCUGAAUGUGACUGUGGUUCUUUGAAGGAUCAUAUUCUACCACCCACAUCAAUCUGCCCAGUAGUAUUGACUCUACCCCCUUUAGGAGUCUCGCUUCCUGAGGAACGCCAAGCAACUAUGAAACAAGAAAGGAGUGGUUCUCAGCAAACAAACAAACUAGGUGAUCGGAACAAGAUGCAGAGAGCAAAUUCCGUCACUGUAGAUGGACAAGGUCUUCAGAUUACACCUGUUCAAGGUAGCCAUCCGCUUUUAGUUUUUGUCAAUCCCAAAAGUGGUGGAAAACAAGGAGAAAGAAUUUAUACAAAGUUUCAGUAUCUUUUGAAUCCUCGGCAGGUUUACAGCCUUGCUGGAAAUGGACCAAUGCCAGGAUUAAAUUUUUUCCGAGAUGUCCCUGACUUCCGAGUAUUGGCGUGCGGUGGAGAUGGAACUGUGGGUUGGAUUUUGGACUGUAUAGAGAAAGCUACUUUGAUUAAGCAUCCUCCAGUUGCUAUUCUGCCCCUUGGAACUGGGAAUGAUUUAGCCCGAUGUUUAAGAUGGGGAGGAGGAUAUGAAGGUGAGAAUCUUCUGAAGAUCUUGAAAGAUAUUGAAAACAGCACCGAAGUCUUGCUGGACAGGUGGAAAUUUGAAGUAAUACCCAAUGAUAAAGAUGAAAAAGGAGAUCCAGUGCCUUACAGUAUCAUUAAUAAUUAUUUUUCAAUUGGAGUGGAUGCUUCAAUUGCUCACAGAUUUCACAUCAUGCGAGAAAAACAUCCAGAGAAGUUCAACAGCAGAAUGAAGAAUAAAUUCUGGUAUUUUGAAUUUGGCACUUCUGAAACGUUCUCAGCUACCUGCAAGAAGCUGCACGAAUCUAUAGAAAUAGAAUGUGAUGGAAUUCAACUAGACUUAAACAACAUUUCUCUGGAAGGGAUUGCAAUUUUGAACAUUCCAAGUAUGCAUGGAGGAUCAAAUCUUUGGGGUGAGACCAAGAAAAGGCGAAGCCAUUGUCGAACUGAAAAGAACAGGUCAGAUAAAAGAACCACAGUUACAGACGCUAAGGAAUUGAAGUUUGCAUGCCAAGAUCUAAGUGACCAGCUGAUGGAAGUAGUUGGUCUAGAGGGAGCCAUGGAAAUGGGCCAAAUAUACACAGGGCUGAAAAGUGCUGGAAGACGUCUUGCACAGUGUGCAUCUGUUGUUCUUAGGACCAGCAAGUCUCUGCCUAUGCAGAUCGAUGGGGAGCCAUGGAUGCAAACACCUUGUACAAUAAAAAUUACCCACAAGAAUCAAGCUCCGAUACUGAUGGGACCACCUCCCAAAACUGGCCUCUUCUCUUCCAUCAUUAGAAGAACAAGGAACCACAGCAAAGAAUAAGCUUCUGUCGUUAAAUCCUUACAAAAUCAAAUUAGCAGGGAUUUGGAAUAUGUAUGCUGGAAACCUUUCAAGGGUUUUUAAAUGUUCUCUACUGCAUAAUCAUGGAAUCUGGAAUAACAGUUUCUGUGACUGAGCUAAUGUUAAAUGAUGCUAUUAGAAUAAUUUAUUGCCACAGUUUUGUAGGCAUUUUGCAUGAAGAAAGCUAAUGUUUACAUAAAGUGAUAAAGCAUAUUUUUGUUGCAUGCAUUACCAUUACUAAUUUACAGGAUAAAUAUGCAGUGGAGUGGGGAAAUGCAACACUGUUGGAAAUCUGAUUUUCAUGGGAUAUGGUCCUCAACCUGCUUACUUCAGACCAUUCUUUAACAUGAAAUAUUUAACACGUUGAGGUACUCCAGUCUAAAGAAAGUGUCAUUAGAUUUACUACAGCCUUGAUUUGUUUCCCUUUCUACUUAAUGCUGAUGAACAACAUUCCAUUUUAGUAUUAUCCAGAUGUCCUUCUUAAAUCUAACAAGUGCAAAUCAGUGUGGUGUGGACCUAAUUUGAAGGCUUAAAAUGUGAAAUAUUAUUUUCCUAGCUAUUUUAGGCUUCAAUCAGAAGUGUACUUAACAGAAAUAAGUCCCAUUGUACACAGUAAAACUUACUUCAGAGUAAAUAUGUUACGUUUCAGAUAUUAAAAUCCACAUUCUCACACGUACAGACAUUACAUCUAAAAUGUAGCUCACACUCUAGCAUCAAAGUAAAAUAAAAGUUGCUGUCAUUUUUAAGCUAGUGGGCCAUUUUGUGUAUUACAAGAAGAAAUCUAGCCGGUAACAAUGUUUGAAGUUUUUCAUUUAAUUGACCCAUCAAUAAAUCUUUUCAAUAUGUCAGACACAGAGGUAGGUCUCAUGAUUGGUGAGACCCAUCUCUAGAGGGUUUGCGGGGAGAGUGGGCUAAGCCCACUCUCCCCACAGAUGAUCAUUAAGCCCUCCCCAGGCAGCCGGAUAGGACGCCCACACGACUGCCGGCUCCAUCAUGGAGCUGGCGGGGGCUUGGGAGUUCGGGGUCAUGCGGCCCCCAGGAGUUCCAGCAUGCUCUGCGCAAGUGCGUAGAGCAUGCUGGAGAUACUUUAGCCUCCUGGUUGGGGGUCUCUUCAUGAGUUGCCACACCGUGGCAACACAUGAUCCAGAAACCCCGGUUAGAGGAGUGCUCGCUCUGCUAACCUGGGCUAAGGGGAGGGCUGCAGAGGCGGGUUACCCACUGUGAGGCAACCGGUGGGUCUCACGGUCUGCGAGACCAGUGGGUCUCACAGUCUGCUAAAAUCGGGCUAGGCUCCCCUAGCCCAAUUUUAACCAAUCAUGAGAAUAGCCUCAUAAAUUAAUGUUCCAUAUUAUCCUACAAUACAGUCAUAGAGAAACGCUGAUGGGCAGGAGAGGCAUCCACGCUGCCCCCUGGUUCUCCAUAGCACAUCGGUGUUGCUGUGGAGGCAGGCUGGUCCAUACCUACUGUGCAUUGCACAGUCACAGUUGAGACGCUACUUCCAUUAUUUCCAAUAGAAGUAGUAGGCAUGGAACAACCCACCUCUGCUGCAGCACUCAUGUAAUUUGGAGAGCCUUGCAACAGCGCAAGUACCUCUUUCGCCCAUCAGUGUUUUCUGCACACUAUGCGGGCAUGUAUGUGAAGAUAUACAAACAAAUAACCAAACCACAUGCCUACUAAAUGGCACUUGUAACAAAAUAUUUAGCAAGGCAAGGCUUCAGGGCAAUAGGUUAAUGCAAUGAAGCAUUCUAGAUCAAGCUCUCUUCUGAAACUUGCCAUCUAUUUGAUCACUUUGGCAGUGCCUAAAGGAAUGCUGAUAAAGGGAGGGAAGCACCAUUAAUUACAGCUAAGGUCUAUUCAGCUUUCACUGCUUUUAUAUGUUGAUAAAUACUAUCCAGGACCUCAUAUGUCUCCUCAGUUCAACUGGUUCUGGGCUAUACCUAGACCUCAGUGCUUGCUGGAGCUUCACAUCUUUGUUUUUCGUAUGUUCAAAUGUGAAUUCCCACUGAGCAUUUAGGUCCAGAGCAAGGUUGGAGUGAGCCCCUGCCCUCUGGCCUUCUUCUUCAGAAAGGCAUUGUGGGAGAGCAAAGAACAAGGGUCUCCCCAGCUCUUGUUCAUUUGUAGCUAAGCCCCUGGUUCAGAGGUACAUCAGAACUUCUGCAUGCACAAUGGAGAUAGAUUUCAAAGACACGUUUAUGAGCAUUAUAUUUUGGUUGCCUUGGUUUGUUUCAUUCAUAAAUUCAGCACAUCUGGUCAUGCUGCUUCCUUUCUGUUUGUGUUCUUGAAUCCAAGAAAUUCCACUGUGGUGAUAUUGUGCUCAGUAGCUUAUUUCCUAUUCUUACUCCCCUAAAAAUGUAUUAACAGCUUGGAAACAGCAGUGCAGCUUGUUUUGUGUGACUGCACUGUCUGAUUUGCCUUACAGUUAAGGCCAGGACAGCUAACCGUUUGAAUGUUGUAUAUAAACAUAUAAACCUACAGUAAAGCGCUUUGGGGGAAGGCCUUUGUGCUUUUUCCUUUAGUUGAGAGUCGCUUGAGUUUCAUCCUUGCAUGGGUUUGUUUUUGUUUUUAAAACAUUCUACCAGGAAAAAUAACUUGCUUGAAAUGCAUGAUCUAUUAGAAGCCUCCCUCCUUUUAAUAUAAACCAUCCAUUGCUCAUGACUUAUCAAAUCUCUUUUCCAGUUGAUUCUUUCAUCCUUAUGAAAUGCAAGCAACAUUUACUCUUUCUGUUGUGCAUGUAUUUUGCAUGGAUGUAAGUAAAUUAGAUACAGUUUGAGUACGUUAUAGGAUCUGGUAGAUUUCUUCUGUAUAUAACUGAAGAUGAACGCACAAGCAGUAUAGUAAUACUGGUAAAGAUAAUGUACAAACUCUUAGUGCUGAGUAACCAUUAACUGAGAAAUGCCAAUCAACAUGGCAUUCAGCACUAGGCUGAGAAAAUGAGAUGUCCAUCAACAAACCUAAGCUGUGUCAUUCACCAUGUAUGGGUCCAGUGCUGUUAACAAUUUUAUCUGCAGUAAUGUAAUAAUGAUCUCUCUUAUUUUGUAAGUUAUAUACGAAUGUGCACCCACAUUUGAUGCAAUGGCUAUUCUGGAUAUUGAUAAUUCUAAGGCAAAUACUUCUUGCUGAUACUAUAUCACAUGAUGUAUAAAUUGAAAUAAUGCAGUUAUGGCUACAGGUAAUAAAUAUUUUCACACAAUGA